GCUAAUAUAAUAGCAUAUAUAUACUCCGAUCUCAGAAUUGAAGCUCCGAUCCAUCCGUCGACCACCUAUGGCUGCCGCUGCAGCUUUCUCCUCCACUUCCGUCGUCGCUGCUCUCGCGGCGAGCGGCUUCCUCGGCAAGAAGCUCGUCACCAGCAUCAUCAUCAGGAAUAAGAAGAAGGGGUACGACUCCCUGCAUGGCGCCACGACCACCAUCAGAGUCAGAGCCAUGGCGGUGAACAAGGAGACGGAGCAGGACAGGUGGAGGGGCCUGGCCUUGGACACCUCGGACGACCAGCAGGACAUCACCAGGGGGAAGGGCCGCGUGGACCCGCUGUUCCAGGCGCCCAUGGGGGACGGCACCCACGUCGCCGUGCUCAGCUCCUACGACUACAUCAGCCAGGGGCUCAGGCACUACAGCUUGGACAACAUGAUGGAUGGCUACUACAUCGCUCCCGCGUUCAUGGACAAGCUCGUUGUCCACAUCGCCAAGAACUUCAUGCCCCUGCCAAACAUCAAGGUGCCCCUCAUCCUGGGUAUCUGGGGAGGCAAGGGCCAAGGGAAGUCCUUCCAAUGUGAGCUUGUCUUGGCCAAGAUGGGAAUCAACCCCAUCGUUAUGAGCGCCGGCGAGCUGGAGAGCGGCAACGCCGGCGAGCCUGCGAAGCUGAUCCGCCAGCGCUACCGCGAGGCGGCCGACAUGAUCAAGAAGGGCAAGAUGUGCGUGCUGUUCAUCAACGACCUGGACGCCGGCGCGGGGCGGAUGGGCGGCACGACGCAGUACACGGUGAACAACCAGAUGGUGAACGCGACGCUGAUGAACAUCGCCGACAACCCCACCAACGUGCAGCUCCCGGGGAUGUACAACAAGGAGGAGAACCCCCGCGUGCCCAUCAUCGUCACGGGCAACGACUUCUCGACGCUGUAUGCGCCGCUGAUCCGCGACGGGCGCAUGGACAAGUUCUACUGGGCUCCCACCCGCGAGGACCGCGUGGGCGUGUGCAAGGGCAUCUUCCGCAGCGACGGCGUCCCCGACGAGGACGUGGUGAGGCUGGUGGACGCCUUCCCGGGCCAGUCCAUCGACUUCUUCGGCGCCCUCCGCGCCAGGGUGUACGACGACGAGGUGCGGCGGUGGGUGGCCGAGACCGGCGUGGAGAACAUCGCCAGGAGGCUCGUCAACUCCAAGGAGGGCCCGCCCACGUUCGAGCAGCCGAGGAUGACGCUGGACAAGCUCAUGGAGUACGGGCGCAUGCUGGUGGAGGAGCAGGAGAACGUGAAGCGCGUGCAGCUGGCAGACAAGUACCUCAGCGAGGCGGCGCUGGGCGACGCAAACGACGACGACGACUUGUAUGGCAAGGCGGCGCAGCAUGUCCGCGUGCCCGUGCCGGAGGGGUGCACUGACCCCAAGGCCGGCAACUUCGACCCUACCGCCAGGAGCGACGACGGCAGCUGCGUGUACAACUAAUAUAAUUGUCCAAACAAUUUCUGUGGCACGUACUUAAGUUUGAGCCAGGAUACAAACUUUGGCCGCUAAUGGUUGCUGUCGCCGGUCAAGAGGGCGUUGGCU
Molecule: messenger RNA, 1561 nt
Organism: Zea mays
Lineage: Eukaryota; Viridiplantae; Streptophyta; Magnoliopsida; Poales; Poaceae
Product: RUBISCO activase1
Exons: 3
Coding region: 68-1459 (463 amino acids)
Cellular component (GO): thylakoid; chloroplast stroma
Molecular function (GO): ribulose-1,5-bisphosphate carboxylase/oxygenase activator activity; ATP hydrolysis activity; ATP binding
Source: RefSeq, marked provisional